ACACGUCACUUCCGGUUAGCGGUGUUGUUUUCUCCCUUUGUAAGCUUAAUUAGCAUUUCUGUGUUUCGCAGCUUUGUUCAUACUUUUUUAGCCCUGAUUUUGAUGUAAAAACAAACAAACUCCUCUAACGAUAAGUGAAGCGUGAAGUAACCACGGCACCGACGUAGUGUUUGCACAGAUAGGUGCACUGAAGGAUAACCAACAAAAAACAGCCAAUCAGCAGCAUCAUGUCUGCAGAAGUGGACCUGUCUCCUCCAGAGGUCCCUGAGUCCACCUUUCUAGAAAGCCUACUGCGCUAUGGGCUGUUCCUGGGGGCCAUCUUCCAGCUCAUCUGUAUCCUGGCUGUCAUCUUCCCCACAUCUAAGUCCCAUGAACAGGAGGAGACUGAGUCCACUGAUGGAAAGGCCACUGAACAGAUGAAGAAACCUAAAGGACUCACCCCGCAGAUCCGACAGAAACCAAAGAAAGAGAGCAAAAAGAAGCGAUAGUGCUGUGUGUGUGUGUGUGUGUGUGUGUGUGUGUGUGUGUGUGUGUGUGCGUGCGUGCGUGCGUGCGUGUGUGAAUGCGUGUGUAUAGUCAACAGUGAGUUAACAUUGGCAGUUACUAAUACAAUUAUCACUACAGGUAUACAAAGCACUGUCAUAUUACGACAAUUAAAAAUGUGCAUUUAAUUUGAGACUCGAAUGACCUCGAACUAUGUGUCCUUCACAUUCAAUACAAUAUUAAUAAAAGCAAAUUGUCAUAUAUAUUGUUUGCAGAUUUUUUUAUGUAGCUACAUAUUUGACAUGAUAUUUGUUGUGCAUUUAUUGUCUUUUAUAAUUGAAUAUCAUUGAUUGAAUUAUGUUUGGAUUUCAACUUUCAAAUAAACACAUGAUGAGGUCAUUUGUCAGAUUGA
Messenger RNA from Anarrhichthys ocellatus (wolf-eel), 895 nucleotides. It is a transcript of the gene manbal, whose product is annotated as mannosidase beta like. Lineage: Eukaryota; Metazoa; Chordata; Actinopteri; Perciformes; Anarhichadidae. The record is from RefSeq and is a predicted model, not a curated record. The transcript is spliced from 3 exons. The coding region runs from base 228 to 488 and encodes 86 amino acids. Gene Ontology annotation, cellular component: membrane.